CGAGAGCAGCUUUUCCAACAAGGACCUCCGUGCGGAAGUGGACACCUUCAUGUUUGAGGGCCAUGACACCACAGCCAGCGGCAUCUCCUGGAUCCUCUAUACUUUGGCCACACACAAAGAGCAUCAGCCGAAAUGCCAGGAGGAGAUCCAGAACCUCCUGGGGGAUGGUGCCUCCAUUACCUGGAACUGCAUUGGGAAACAGUUUGCCAUGAACGAGAUGAAGGUAGCGGUGGCCCUAACCCUGCUCUGCUUUGAGUUGGCACCAGAUCCUUUCAGGAUCCCUGUUCCCACUCCAAGAAUUGUGCUGAUGUCCAAGAAUGUGAUCCACCUGCAUCUCAGGAAGAUCCUCUAACCCUUGUGGGGACAAGGAUGAGCCCCAAGGGCCUCCUGCCUGCCAUCGUGUCUUCCUGUCAGUCUCUCCUGUCUGCUGUCCUCUGCCCAUUUCCUGCUUUCACUCUGCCCACUGCCAGCCUCCUGCUCUCCUCCUCUUGUGCAUCAGACUGUCUGUCCUUCUCCAUCUCACUCUUCCCCAGACAUCCUAUUUAC
Molecule: messenger RNA, 546 nt
Organism: Lontra canadensis (Northern American river otter)
Lineage: Eukaryota; Metazoa; Chordata; Mammalia; Carnivora; Mustelidae
Product: cytochrome P450 4A7-like
Exons: 2
Coding region: 50-352 (100 amino acids)
Molecular function (GO): iron ion binding; monooxygenase activity; oxidoreductase activity, acting on paired donors, with incorporation or reduction of molecular oxygen
Source: RefSeq, a predicted model, not a curated record